CGUCGCUCAGUUGAGUUCGUAAGCGCCGCCGAAUGGGACGUACGCAUCUCGUCCUUUAAAAACAUCGAUAUCAUUCGGUACCUUUACUUUGAAAUCUCUAUUUUUAAAUUAUAUUUGUUAAGGAAAUAUUAGUGUCUAGUGUUGUGUUAACAAGUAUUGGAUUUGUUUUGCAAGUUCAUGGACUUUUUGGCUGAGUUUUUCGUCUUUUCGUUUUGUUUUCGAUUUCAGGGAAGGAGACAAAAAAUAUAUAACUAUGAACAAUGACUUUGCGGUAUUGAGUUUAAAGUGAAAAUUAUUGAAACAUUCUGUGAAGAUGGCUAACAAAUCACAUACACUUUUGGAGAUAUUCCAAGAGAUUUUGGCUGCAUCUGGCAAUGCUUCGGAUAACAGUAUUAAUGAGACACAGAUCGUGUCUGUGCUGCGGGAGCAGGCGAGUCGAGGAGCCAGCGGGAGUGAGAUGGAGUCCCUCUUAGUGAGGAUGAUGAAGGACGCUAAGAGCAAACUCAAUUUGACCUUGAAACCGGACACUUGUGGCUACUGCGAAGGUGACUUCAGGGAUAUCAUUAUGGCAUACAACAGCAUCCACGGAUAUGUUAGUUUACUGGUUUGCACUAUAGGAGUAUUGGCCAACACAAUGAACAUCGCCGUCCUGACGAGAAGAGACAUGGCUGCUGCUCCUAUAAACCGACUCCUCAAGUGGCUGGCUGUCGCUGACGUCUUCGUGAUGAUUGAAUAUGUCCCCUUCGUUAUAUAUAGACAUUUGGUCCUGCCGGAAAAAUUGGAUUUUCCAUACUCAUGGGCGAUGUACCUGCUAUUUCAUAUGCACUUCGCUCAGAUACUUCACACGGCGUCUAUAUGUCUCACUCUGUCCCUCGCUAUAUGGAGAUAUUUGGCUAUAAAGUACUCAGACAAAAGUCACAUAUUGUGCACGGAAAGGCGGUGUAGCAUCGCAAUCCUAACGAGUUUCAUAUUGCCUCCUAUACUGUGCGCACCUACUUUCAUGGUUUUCGACAUACACACGAAAAACGUGACAGACAAAUUCGGCAACCCAGACAUAGCAUACCAUGUGGACUCAGAUUACCAAGGGACACUGUACCAAGCCAAUUUCUGGGUACAUGGCGUCGUCAUCAAACUACUGCCUUGUUCCAUCCUCACAGUCAUCAGUGUCUGGCUUAUACGAGCACUGUACAAUGCGAACCAGCACCAAAAGAAACUGAGAAACUACAACGCCUGCCCAGCUGCUGAGAAAAUGGUAAAGAGACAGAACAAAGCAGACAAAAGAACUGACAGAACUACGAAGAUGUUAUUGGCCGUGCUACUGCUGUUUCUCGUUACGGAGUUACCUCAAGGUAUCAUGGGGCUGAUGAGUGGUCUGCUCGGGUGGUGCUUCUUCAAACGAUGCUACGAUCUGUUCGGAGAGCUGAUGGACUUCCUGGCGCUGCUGAAUGGAGCUAUAAACUUCGUGCUGUACUGCUCCAUGUCUCGACAGUUUCGUCAGACGUUUAGGCAGUUGCUACUGCAGCCCCACCUCGCAAGGUUCCUGCCACCCACAGCAUCGCAUUCCGACUCUCACAACCAGAACACGUGCACAGAAAAGAUAAAAAGGUAACUACAGCCGAGCUUCAAUAUAAAUAUGGAUAUUGCAAAAACGUCUGUGCCGUGAGGACGCGUGAAACACGGGCAGGCCCCAGUGAUGAGAGAACAUUUUCUAUAGUGAACUGUGAACUGUAACAGUGCUUUAGUUCGUAUGUUCAAUGUUAAAGAAUAAAGAGUGCGACCCUGUUCAAAAAGAAGUGCACCUCUCGUAGUACGCGCGUACUACGAUAGCAAGCGCAGAGCGUGCUGUACACACACUAUUACAAUACGAGCGUAGUACGAGAGUAAUUAAUAAAGAGUGCGGUCCUGUUCAUAAAGAAGUGCACCUCUCGUAGUACGCGCGUACUACCAUAGCAAACGAAGCGCGCUGCACGCACACUAAGCGUAUUGUAAUACGAGCGUAGUACGAGAGCAAUUAAUAAAGAGUGUGGUCCUGUUCAUAAAGAAAUGCACCUCUAAUAGUACGCGCGUACUACGAUAGCAAGUGUAGAGCGUGCAGUACACACACUAUUACAAUACGAGCGUAGUACGAGAGCAAUUAAUAAAGAGUGUGGUCCUGUUCAUAAAGAAGUGCAGCUCUCGUAGUACGCGCGUACUACGAUAGUAAGUGUAGAGCGUGCAGUACACACACUAUUACAAUACGAGCGUAGUACGAGAGUAAUUUUCAGCGUUCGUUAAAGAUACGACGUUAUAUGCGGGGUGAAGUAAGCCUCGGUCUUUGAAUGGCCCAUUUAAGUAUGUGCAGGAUUCCAGUCAAGUCAUAUAGAAAUUAAAGUUAUUCAUGUAGGUUGUUCAUUUGCUUUAAUUUCCUAGAAUGGCAAAUUGCAUAAGGUAGGUAUUACAGUAUAUUUAUUAUGUGACAAUUUUUACACGUAAUGAGCUCCUGCUACUAAGAAAUUCCUUGAAGAAUCAGAAAAAUAAGCCAAACAAAAUUGU
This is a messenger RNA of Spodoptera frugiperda (fall armyworm), 2532 nucleotides long. It is a transcript of the gene NGR-A8, whose product is annotated as G-protein coupled receptor dmsr-1. Gene Ontology annotation, molecular function: G protein-coupled peptide receptor activity. NCBI's taxonomy places the organism in Eukaryota, Metazoa, Arthropoda, Insecta, Lepidoptera, Noctuidae. Gene Ontology annotation, cellular component: membrane. Gene Ontology annotation, biological process: G protein-coupled receptor signaling pathway. The transcript is spliced from 8 exons. The coding region runs from base 314 to 1609 and encodes 431 amino acids. The record is from RefSeq and is a predicted model, not a curated record.